AUGCCGCGGCAGAGAAGACAGAGAAUUAACGCACGUAUCCCUCGUAAUAGAACGGACCACCCAAGCCAAUUAUCGAACCGGUACUAUCAAUAUGCAACGGAGGAUGCGCCUUCACGACCGGUUUCCAGCAUGCGGAAUGCUCCCACCAUCCCGCCACCUGCAGCAUCAGUAGACGAUGCACCCGAGUACUCGUCGCGUUCGGGGUCUCCAACCCGGCCAUGGUCUCCCAACCGCGCCACUGACUGGACUAGGCCCCCAAGACCCCCGUCGGUUUCGACUUCACAUUACGAACGAGCGGACAUCAAUGGCAGUCCGCGCCCGGGGACACCCAGUUCGAGAUAUGGAGGUAGUCCGAGGCGACCGCUGCCACCAGCCCCAUUAUUCACAGCGCCACGAUCCACCGUUGGUGAGCAGGAUACCAGCAUCGACAUCGGGGAUCCGGACGACGACGUGUUCGGUGGUGGUGGAAGGACGAUAAACCGCCAUCGCCAGCAUGGCAGUGUUCAUUCUUUCAUGAGCGAGUCGACCGUGAUCAUGGAUGAAAAAGAAGCAAUGAACAAGAUCGAGCUCGGUGACGACGACGAGGCGACGGAAAUGGUCGAUCCAAACCUGCAUUACGGGCCUGCGCCAGAGAAGCAGAGUCGGCGAGGGGUUCGAGACGCCCAGAUGUCCAAGAAGGAAGUUCAGCUCAUCAAUGGCGAACUGAUCCUGGAAUGUAAGAUUCCGACCAUCCUGCACAGCUUCUUACCGCGCCGGGACGACCGAGAAUUCACCCAUAUGCGGUAUACCGCCGUGACCUGUGACCCCGACGAUUUUACACAGAGAGGAUAUAAAUUACGGCAGCAAAUCGGCACGACAAUGAGGGAAACCGAACUGUUCAUCUGUGUCACCAUGUAUAAUGAGGACGAGAUUUGUUUCACUCGAACCAUGCACGGUGUCAUGCGAAACAUCAGUCACCUAUGCUCCCGCUCCAAGUCGCGAACAUGGGGAAAGGAUGGAUGGAAGAAGAUUGUGGUUUGCGUUAUCGCCGACGGUCGCAAGAAAGUGCAUCCUAGGACACUCAAUGCAUUGGCAGCCCUUGGUGUAUACCAAGAAGGUAUCGCGAAGAACGUUGUGAACCAGAAGCAAGUCAAUGCACACGUCUACGAGUACACCACUCAAGUGUCCCUCGACUCCGAUCUCAAGUUCAAAGGAGCCGAGAAGGGAAUCGUGCCGUGCCAGGUCAUCUUCUGUCUGAAGGAACACAACAAGAAGAAGCUUAAUUCGCACCGUUGGUUCUUCAACGCUUUUGGUCGCGCCCUCCAGCCCAACAUCUGCAUCCUUCUCGAUGUUGGUACAAAGCCUUCGUCUACCGCGCUGUACCACUUGUGGAAAGCAUUUGAUCAGGAUUCCAAUGUCGCCGGAGCAGCUGGAGAAAUCAAAGCAGGCAAAGGCAAGGGGAUGCUGGGUCUGCUGAACCCGCUGGUCGCCAGUCAGAAUUUCGAAUACAAGAUGUCGAAUAUUUUAGACAAGCCGCUAGAAUCCGUGUUUGGAUACAUUACUGUGCUGCCUGGAGCGCUGAGUGCUUAUCGUUUUUUCGCGCUGCAGAACGAUGCCGAGGGCAACGGACCCUUGAAUCAGUACUUUAAGGGAGAGACACUACAUGGAAAAGACGCGGAUGUGUUCACGGCGAACAUGUACCUGGCCGAGGAUCGUAUCCUGUGUUGGGAGCUCGUGGCCAAGAGGGAGGAAAGAUGGGUCUUGCGAUUCGUCAAGAGCGCUGUAGGAGAAACAGAUGUCCCAGACAAUGUUCCUGAGUUCAUCUCCCAAAGACGACGUUGGCUGAACGGUGCUUUCUUCGCCGCCGUGUAUUCGAUUGUGAACGGAAAGCAGUUGUGGAAGACCGACCACUCGCUGCCGCGAAAGAUCCUCCUCCAGAUUGAAGCGGUCUACCAAUUCGUUCAGCUGCUUUUCACAUACUUUGGUCUGGCAAAUUUCUAUUUAGCAUUCUUCUUCAUUGCCGGAUCGCUUACGGAUCCGAAGAUUGACCCAUUUGGCCAUAGAAUAGGCAAAUGGAUCUUUAUCAUAUUGCGAUAUGCCUGUACAUUAGUCAUGUGCUUGCAGUUUAUUAUCUCCAUGGGUAAUCGGCCGCAAGGAGCCAAGAAGUUAUACCUCUCUGGGAUGAUCGUGUAUAGUAUCAUCAUGGUCUAUACUGCUUUCUGUACAAUUUACCUGGUUGUUCUAGAGCUGAUCGCAAAAACCGGGGGAAAGAGUGACCUCCCUGUCAGCGAUGGACUCUUCAUCAAUAUCGUGGUGUCCCUUCUCUCGACUGUCGGUCUCUACUUCUUCUCCUCCUUCCUGUACCUCGACCCCUGGCACAUGUUCACAUCAUCGGCGCAAUACUUCGCGCUUCUGCCUAGUUACAUCUGCACUCUGCAAGUGUAUGCUUUUUGUAAUACGCACGAUGUCACAUGGGGUACUAAAGGAGACAACGUGAUCAACACCGACCUGGGCACGGCCCGCAUCAUUAAUGGGUCUAUUGUGGAAGUUGAGAUGCCCUCGGAGCAGCUCGACAUCGACAGUGGGUAUGACGCAGCGCUGCGUAAUCUUCGUGAUCGAGAGGAGGUACCCGAGCCCCCGAUCUCGGAAAACCAGUUGCAAGAAGAUUACUACCGGGCGGUUCGUACAUACAUGGUCUCCAUCUGGAUGGUUGCCAACGUGAUCCUCGCCAUGGCGGUGUCUGAAGUUUACGGAGUAGACUCCGGCGGCACUAACAUCUACCUCGCCAUUAUCCUGUGGUCCGUGACCGGUCUGGCGGUGAUUCGUGUGAUCGGCUCCACGACGUACGCUAUUUUGCAUGUGGUACAGAAACUUGUGGAGGGGAAAGCCAAGUUCGACGCCGGGAAUCUCACCUAUGGGACUGGCAGUGCGAAUUCCAGUGCGGUAAAUGGCAGCACGGUGCAGUACGGUGGAGGUGGCACGUUCAGGGAUAAGUUCACCGAGGCUAAAUGGGGAAUGAAGCAGCAGAUGGGCAAGGCAAUGUUUUGGCGAAAGUGA
This is a messenger RNA of Aspergillus alliaceus, 3036 nucleotides long. RefSeq names its product chitin synthase class II (gene chsB). The coding region runs from base 1 to 3036 and encodes 1011 amino acids. Gene Ontology annotation, molecular function: chitin synthase activity. Gene Ontology annotation, cellular component: cell periphery; cell septum. The record is from RefSeq and is a predicted model, not a curated record. The transcript has 3 exons. Lineage: Eukaryota; Fungi; Ascomycota; Eurotiomycetes; Eurotiales; Aspergillaceae.